AUGAUUGAAAUUGGAUCACCAUUCUGUAACACAGCUCGAAAUUUUUUAAUGUCUAAUGUUGAAAUUGUCCAUCCUGAAUAACCACAAGACAUUUCUUCCCUUAGAGAAUCUGAAAAUGAAUUUGAAAAGUAAUUUAAAUUAGGAUCAGCACUUCACAUUUCAAGAGGUCAUUUAAAAAGAAAUGUUUAUAUAUUUGUAUUCUUUUAUAGGAGCAACGUAGAACUAAACAAUCCUUUUUUUCAUUGAUUAAAAUACAAUAAUUGGUUAACAGAUUUACAAAAAAUUUAAGGAAAAAUGCUAACUUAAGCACUAUAUUUCCAAAAUCACCUUACAUAGAUUAUUUAUUAAGAUCUGCUUAUAAAGGGAAUUAUGCAGCAUAAUAAAAUUCAAUAGUUAUAAUAUUAAAACUAAAAAUCAAAUUUAUUUGGGAGGUAUUGUUAUAUCUAAUUAAUUUUUUAUUAAUUUUAUUACUACCUUUCCAUUUUGAAACAAGUAAGAAUGAGAUUAUGAAGUUGAAUUUUUGUGUAUUUAGUUUAGAAAUGGGGAUUAAAUUUAUUUAAUCUUUUUAUUAUGAAGGUCGAUUGAUAAGAGGAAGAUAUGAAAUAAUUAAACAUUAUUUAUAAACUAGUUUCAUUUUAGACUUUAUAAGAGUAGCAAUUACAUUAUCAACAAUCUUAGAGAUUCCUGAUAGAGUGGAAGUAGAAAUAAUAAAGAAUUUAAUCUUAUAUUCUAUAUCCUUAUUUAAAUUGCAUUUGAAAUUUAUAAGUACAAAUUAUUGUAUUGUCAAAUUAACAGAAUUAAUAUGUUUAGUAUUGUUUAUUUGUCACUUUUUUACUUAAUAAAUGUUUUAUGAGGAGGAAAUUGAUUAUAUAUCUAGAUUUGGUAUGAGUUUGGAUAUUUUUUUGAGUAAUUCAGUAAAAAGAUUUAGAGAAGAAGAUCUAUAUUAAUUGUUAAAUAUUUUCUUUGAAAUAAUAUCAUUCAUAGUUAAGAUUUACAUAUUAUAAUAAAUAAUUAGUUAUUGUUUACUAAAUUAAGAGAAUAUGAAAAAGAAAAAAGAAUUAUUUGAUUUACAUGGACAUUUAAAAUAGUUAAAUGUAUCAAAUUUAAUUUCUAAUCGAGUAAUAUCUUAUUAUAAAACAAUAAUGAAAUAAGAUGAGAAAAUUAAGAUGCAAGAUUUUCAUAUCUUUUUUACUUAAAAAUUAAAACCAAAUUUAGCUUAAGAAUUGAAAUUAUAAAUAUAAGGAAAUUUCCUUAAGAAUUUUAAGGUAUUCAAUAAAUUUACUGUAUAAACAAUGAAAAAUUUAAUUUGUAAUAUGGAGGAAGUAGAUUUUAGUCCAAAUGAAAAGAUUUAUUGUAAAGAAGAACAAGAUGAUUAAUCUAUAUAUUUUAUUACAUAAGGAAAAGUAAUGAUAAUGUUUGGAAAUAGUGAAUUAUAAAUUUAUCAUGAAAAUUCUUCAUUUGGUGAGAUAAGUUUUUUUACAGGAUUACCAAGAGGAUUUACAGCAAUUAGUUUAGGAUAUUCAAGAUUAUAUAAAAUAAAAAGAGUUGCAUAUUUAAAUACUGUUAGUAGUAUAAAUUAAGAUUUGGUAAAUAAUUUUAUAAAUUUAGAGGAAACAGCUCAGAUGAUCAAAGACUAAAUUAUAUUUUAAUAAAAAUAUAAUAUAAUUGGAAGAAAAUGUAUAUGUUGUUAAGAUUAAAAUCAUUUAAUUUAAGAUUGUCCUUUUCUUCAUUAUAAACCAGAUAGAGAUAUAAUUUUGAGUAGAUUUAUAUAUCCAGUAAAAAUGCGUAGAAGCAAAUGUAAAAUGAAUUAAUUAAAUAAUAGAUGAUAGAAAAAGACUUCGUUAUUAGAAUGUAUUAAUAAAUUAAUUCUUUAAUCAUAUGAGAGCUUAAGAAUUUUAAGAAAAUAAUGAUUUAAAUAAUUUAGAAGAACAAUCUGAAAAUUAUUUAGUUGAUCCUUAAUCAUCAUCUUUUUCAGGUGAAUUUAAAAUGAAAAAUUCAUUAUUAUCUCCAGAUCCUAUUAUUGCAAUUUCAAUGAAUCAUAAGAAAAAUACUAUAGAUUCAGAAGAACAUUUUAGAAAAAAUAAAUAACCAUUUAUUCAUCCAAUUCCAGAAUAUAGUGAUGAGAUAUAAUCAUUUGCUUCUUCUGAUAUAUAAGCACCUUAAUUAAUAGAAAAUAAAUCAGAAGAACCUUAAAUAAGAAUAAUCUAAAAAUAAGUAAAACCAAAAGGUGAUUUAUUAAAAUCUUAAGGAAGUCAAUUAAGCAGAUCUAUUUCUUAAUAAUUAUUUUAAUAAAGAUCAAGAUCAUAAUCCUAGAAUGUUUUGGAUAUUUCUUAAAUACCUAAUAAUUAAAUAAAUAAAAAGUAGAUGCUUAGAUCAUUUUCUUAAUUGAGUUAUGAUGAUAAGACUUUUCAUAAAUAAAAAUCUAAAAGAACAAGUACUUCUCAAUAGAAUGGUUAAUCUUUAAUCUAAUUAUUUUAGAAUGAUUUGGUAUAUAUAUAAUAUAAUAAUUAGAAUCCAAUAUUAAUAGAUUUUAUAUAAUUAGAUUUAGAUAGAGGUUAUAAUUUUCUAACUUAUUUACCUUAAAAUAAUAUGAAAGUAAUAUUAAGAUAAUAUAAGUAUGUGAUUACUUAAAAAAGAAGCAAAUAUACCUUAAAUUAUGAAAUUAGUAAGAAACUAAGAAAAUUAACUAGAUUAUGA
Molecule: messenger RNA, 2697 nt
Organism: Paramecium pentaurelia
Lineage: Eukaryota; Ciliophora; Oligohymenophorea; Peniculida; Parameciidae
Source: the annotation of a GenBank genome assembly